Messenger RNA from Gastrolobium bilobum, 2400 nucleotides. RefSeq lists its product as uncharacterized. The record is from RefSeq and is a predicted model, not a curated record. Gene Ontology annotation, molecular function: nucleic acid binding; RNA-DNA hybrid ribonuclease activity. The transcript has 4 exons. The coding region runs from base 1 to 2400 and encodes 799 amino acids. Lineage: Eukaryota; Viridiplantae; Streptophyta; Magnoliopsida; Fabales; Fabaceae.
AUGAUCUCUGGCGGAUUGUGCGGAGGAGGAGAAACAGCGAACGCCAGGAAGAAACACUUGAAACAGUGCUUGGGGGUCGCAGGCAAAGUCAUCAGCAAAGCAAAAGACGACUGUGGUCCAACCAUCCCUAAAAUCGUUUGGGACAUUAGCGAUCUAGGCGACGUCCCCCAGGGCAUGACGAUCCGCUCGUCAUUCAAGGCAUUAGGAUUUACAGUUAAUGAUUUAACUCCUGUUGCAGGUGAACUUUCAGGUUUCAAUGCUACUACCACUAAGCCGCUGGGUGUGAUCAACUUGCGUCUCUCCCUUGGAACGCCACCCACUUCACGGUCUGCGGACAUCCAGUUCGUAGUGCUUGACACUCCAUCAGCCUAUAACGCCAUCCUCGGCAGAAGGAUGUUCGUCGCCUUUGAGGCGAGCGUCUCACACCCCCACUUGGCGAUGAAGUUCAUAGCUAGAGAUAAUAAAGUCGCAACGGUGCGAGCAGAUCAGAUAGUAGCCCAGAGCUGCUACAACAUAUCCUUGCGAACAAUGGCCAAAGUCACCCUCAAAGAUGAGCUGACACCCCAACAGAGGACAACCCCGCCAGCUGAAGGAGGUCCUGGCGAGAUGGGGAAGGAGCAUAACCAAUGUUUCUUAGUGGAGUUUGACGCUCGGGACGAUCCUAGGGUGGAGCACGGCAGACCCACGCCCGAUGGAGCAUUGGAACACGUUUUGUUAGGCGAUGCAGAUCAUCAGACAACAACAAUCGAGGCGACCAAUGACCCCGAAAUGAAAGGCAAGUUGAUCAAGCUGCUGAGAGACAACAAAGAUGUGUUCGCUUGGAAACCGUCAGAUAUGUCGGGUAUUGACCCAGAAGUAUGCUGCCACCGUUUGUCGGUGGAUCCCAAAGCAAAGUCAGUUUCCCAGAAGAAAAGGAAGUUUGGUUCAGAUCGCCAGAAGGUCAUUGAUGAGGAAGUUAAAAGGCUCCAUGAUGCCGGGUUCAUCAGGGAAAUCAAGUACACUACUUGGUUGUCCAAUCCAGUAUUGGUGAAAAAACUGAAUGGCGCGUGGAGAAUGUGUGUCGACUACACAGACCUAAACAAGGUCUGUCCCAAGGACGCCUAUCCUUUUCCAAGCAUCGACCAGCUGGUCGACAACGCAUCAGGAGCCACAUACCAAAGGAUGAUGAACGAAGUGUUCAGAGACCUGAUUGGCGACUGCAUCAAAGUUUAUAUUGAUGACAUGAUCACCAAAUCUAAAACGCCAGAGCAGCACUUGUCAGAACUUCAAGGCGUGUUCGAAAGAUUGAGAAAGUUUAACAUGCGCCUAAAUCCCAGCAAGUGCGCUUUCGGCGUCCCUGCAGGAAAAUUCCUAGGCUUCAUGCUUACUGAGCGAGGUAUCGAGGUCAAUUCUGACAAAUGCAAGGCAGUCAUUGAAAUGCGAAGCCCGCAAACAAUCAAAGAGGUUCAACAGCUGACUGGAAGCCUACUCAAAAAGGGGACCACCUUUCGGUGGUCAGACGAAUGUGAGAAAGCCUUCCAAGAGUUUAAAAGGGCUCUCUCUUGCCCACUGGUACUCGCCAAACCAGAUGAGGGAGAAAUGCUAUAUUUAUACCUCGUCGUGGGCGCCGAGGCGAUCAGUGCAGCACUAAUAAAGGAAUCAAAAGAAAGGCAGAAGCCAGUCUACUUUAUUAGCAAAGUUAUACAAGGAGCGGAGCUUGGAUACCAACAAGUGGAAAAGGUAGCCUUGACGCUUAUCUUUGUCGCGCGGCGAUUGAGACCCUACUUCCAGUGCCAUCCAAUCACCGUCAGGACCAAUCAACCGGUCCACCAAGUUUUGCAUAAGCCAGAUCUGGCUGGAAGAAUGAUGUCCUGGGCUAUUGAGCUGUUGGAGUACCAAAUCACCUACGAGCCAAGAACCGCCAUUAAGGCUCAAGCCCUUACUGACUUCAUUGCCGAAAUGACGCAAAGUCCCCCACCCAACGUCCAGGCAGCAGAAACGCCUUUAUCUGGGGUAUGGAAACUAUAUGUUGACGGCUCAUCAAACGCCAAAGCUUUAGGUGCAGGAAUGAUAGUCGAAAAUCCAGAAGGCGUGGCUGUCGAACAUUCCUUGUCUUUCGAAUUCAACACCACUAAUAACCAGGCGGAAUACGAGGCCAUGAUUGCUGGCUUAAUCCAAGCGAAAGAAAUGGGAGCCAGACGCCUCAAAGUCUUCAGUGAUUCCCAGUUGGUAACAUGUCAGAUCUCCGGCGAGUACCAAACCAAAGGACCCUUGAUGUGCAGAUACUUAGAAAAGGUCAAAAAGUUGUGGAAAGCUUUGAAGGCGUUGAGGUGGAGCAUAUCAGGCGUGCUGAAAAUACCCGAGCUGAUAUCCUUGCCAAGCUGGCGAGCACCAAAAGCUCUGGUAACAAUCGUUCAGUAA